Molecule: messenger RNA, 688 nt
Organism: Thecamonas trahens ATCC 50062
Lineage: Eukaryota; Apusomonadida; Apusomonadidae
Exons: 1
Coding region: 120-665 (181 amino acids)
Source: RefSeq, a predicted model, not a curated record
CACAGCGAGUGGGUUCUGCAGCGGACUGAGUCGCUCGCGUCCGAGAUGUUUGCGCCCGAGGCCGGUGAGAAGACCAAGUACGUCAUGUCGGCGCGCGGUGACUCGCUUUGGUCGGCAAGAUGUACGCCGAGGCCGACCUCGUCGACGAGAGCAACGCCGAGGACGAGUUCGAUGAGGUCAUGGCCACCGGCGCUGUCGGAUGGAAGCACGUGGCCGACAUCCGGGUCGAGUUUGAUGACGCCUCGGGCUCGCACGGCGAAUUCAAGGCGGCUGCCGUGGACGAGUCGGACGACGCCGGCUUUGUCACCCUCUUUGCCUUCGACUUUGCACCCAUGUCGCGCGACGUGCCGACGCCCAUCUCGCAGGGCGCGUACGCCCCGGACAGAGUCUACGAGUUUGCCUUCCACUCGGGCACGACCUUUACCCUCACCACGGUCGGCAUCGACGCCGACUCGGGCGACUACGUCCUCACCACCUUUUCGGGCGCAAAGACCGUCGACGAGAAGGAGGAGCCCUCGUUCCUCUCCAAGUACGGCACCAUGAUCUUUAUGGUUGCCUUCCUCCUCGGCCGCCCCAUCCUCACCAAGUGGCUCGGCGCCCGCCAGCGUGCCAACCUCAAGGACGACUCCGCUGACGGCUCUGAUGCCGCCACAAACGCCGAGUAAACACAGCGCUGCGGCUACUUUAC